UCCUGUGAGCUUUGGGAGCCAAUGAUAGACAGAGCACCGGUGUCCAUGUUGGCGUGCAGAAGGGCGUGUUGUCUCUAUUUAAACCGUGGGCUUUGCACGGAUUAUACAGACGCAUAUUACCUGUAGAGGACAUUCUCACUGCGCAGCCCCGCACCAGAACUUUUUCAAAAAUGGGCGACAGCAACCCAGUCAAUCAGGAGGUCGAGCAGUUCAACAAGCAAAAACUAAGGAAGACUGACACACAAGAAAAGAACCAUAUGCCAACCAAGGAGGAAAUUGAAGAGGAGAAGAAAGCCAUGAAAGAGGCGAAGUAACCAAAGCACAUCUGCCAUGAUUCCUCUCCUUUGCUCCUGCCCUGUUACCUGCUCUUCCACCAAUAAGGAAUCCUGUCCACCAUAUCCUCCUCUGUUUUCCAUGCUUCCAUAUUUGAUUAGAAAUGGUGUUUGGGUUGAUGCCGUGGGGAAAGAUCUGUCUGUAGUCCCAAGUAAAUCAAUUAAAUGGAUGUAUUUCAUUGUGCUUCUUUCCAUGCAAUUUAAAAAGGGCUGAGUAGAGAAAGAUAAAAAUUUAAUAGGGUUUAGGUUUAAAAAAAAAAGGAGAAAAUCAUGAAUAAUUGUAUCAGUGAGAAUCCAUCAGAGAGAA
This is a messenger RNA of Toxotes jaculatrix (banded archerfish), 639 nucleotides long. It is a transcript of the gene tmsb1, whose product is annotated as thymosin beta 1. NCBI's taxonomy places the organism in Eukaryota, Metazoa, Chordata, Actinopteri, Toxotidae. Gene Ontology annotation, molecular function: actin monomer binding. The record is from RefSeq and is a predicted model, not a curated record. Bases 171 to 314 code for a protein of 47 amino acids. The transcript is spliced from 3 exons. Gene Ontology annotation, cellular component: cytoplasm. Gene Ontology annotation, biological process: regulation of cell migration; actin filament organization.